Messenger RNA from Pocillopora meandrina, 3016 nucleotides. Lineage: Eukaryota; Metazoa; Cnidaria; Anthozoa; Scleractinia; Pocilloporidae. The record is from the annotation of a GenBank genome assembly.
AGACUUCACUCUGUCAGUGAAGUGGGAGAUAAGUCCAUGGAGGAAAAAGAUCCUAUUAGUCAUGACCACGGUAGUGCAAGUGCAGGUGAUGUCAAGAAAGUCAUAGAUCAGGGAAAAGAAGCCAUAGAGUACCACAACCUACGUCUUAAAAUAGCUAAAGAAGUAGGAGACAAGCAUGGGGAGGGUACUGCUUAUGGCAAUCUUGGCAAUGCUUAUUUUAGUCUGGGUGAUUUCAAAAAAGCCAUAGAGUACCACAACCUACAUCUUAAAAUAGCUAAAGAAGUAGGAGACAAGCAUGGGGAGGGUGCUGCUUAUGGCAAUCUUGGCAAUGCUUAUCACAGACUGGGUGAUUUCAAAAAAGCCAUAGAGUACCACAACCUACAUCUUAAAAUAGCUAAAGAAGUAGGAGACAAGCGUGGGGAGGGUGCUGCUUAUGGCAAUCUUGGCAAUGCUUAUUUUAGUCUGGGUGAUUUCAAAAAAGCCAUAGAGUACCACAACCUACAUCUUAAAAUAGCUAAAGAAGUAGGAGACAAGCAUGGGGAGGGUGCUGCUUAUGGCAAUCUUGGCAAUGCUUAUCACAGACUGGGUGAUUUCAAAAAAGCCAUAGAGUACCACAACCUACAUCUUAAAAUAGCUAAAGAAGUAGGAGACAAGCGUGGGGAGGGUGCUGCUUAUGGCAAUCUUGGCAAUGCUUAUUUUAGUCUGGGUGAUUUCAAAAAAGCCAUAGAGUACCACAACCUACAUCUUAAAAUAGCUAAAGAAGUAGGAGACAAGCAUGGGGAGGGUGCUGCUUAUGGCAAUCUUGGCAAUGCUUAUCACAGUCUGGGUGAUUUCAAAAAAGGCAUAGAGUACCACAACCUACAUCUUAAAAUAGCUAAAGAAGUAGGAGACAAGCAUGGGGAGGGUGCUGCUUAUGGCAAUCUUGGCAAUCCUUAUCUUAUUCUGGGUGAUUUCAAAAAAGCCAUAGACAACUACAACCUACAUCUUAAAAUAGCUAAAGAAGUAGGAGACAAGCAUGGGGAGGGUAACGCUUAUGGCAAUCUUGGCAAUUCUUAUCACCGUCUGGGUGAUUUCAAAAAAGGCAUAGAGUACCACAACCUACAUCUUAAAAUAGCUAAAGAAGUAGGAGACAAGCGUGGGGAGGGUAACGCUUAUGGCAAUCUUGGCAAUGCUUAUCACCGUCUGGGUGAUUUCAAAAAAGCCAUAGAGUGCCACAACCUAAAUCUUAAAAUCGCUAGAGAAGUAGAAGACAAGCGUCGGGAGGGUAACGCUUAUGGCAAUCUUGGCAUUGCUCAUGGCAGUCUGGGUGAUUUCAAAAAAGCCAUAGAGUACCACCACCUACAUUUUAAAAUAGCUAAAGAAGUAGGAGACAAGCAUGGGAGGGUGCUGCUUAUGGCAAUCUUGGCAAUGCUUAUGACAGUCUGGGUGAUUUCAAAAAAAGCCAUAGAGUACCACAACCUACAUCUUAUAAUAGCUCAAGAAUUAGGAGACAAAUCCUGGGAGGCAAUUACCUACUCUUCAUUAGGAUUGGUUUUUGAGUUACAAGGUAGACUGCCAAAAGCCGUUGAAUAUUAUCAAGCUAGCAUAAACUUAUUCAAUUCCUUGAGAGCACUUCUAAUAUCUAAAGAUGAGUGGAAAGUUAAUUUUCGAAAUCAGCAUCAAAAGGCGUAUACGGGUUUGUGGAGAGUUCUCGUAGAACAAGGUAAUGUAGAUGAAGCCUUAUUUGUUGCUGAGAAAGGACGAGCUCAAGCUCUGACCGACCUCAUGGAAUCCAGUUUUUGUGGUGGAACAAGUCACCACAAGGGAGAAGAUGAAGAUUGCGCAGUUUUAAAAAAACGUUCCAUCCAACACUGUCUUUCAGGCAGUGGACAAAGCUAACGUCAAUCUUUGGGUUGUGUCUGAAGGAAAACAAGUCUACUUAAGACAAUGUAAACUCAAAGGUUUUGGUUCAGAGAAUAGUGGAUCUAGCCUGUUCUUUGAGUCGUUCAUGCUCGGUGUCUAUACACAACUUGGUGUUCGUUCUAAUGUGAGAUGCGAGAAUCGAUCUUUAGAUGCUUUGAGGGAGGGCCGUUCAAAAGUGGAUGAGAAAACCAAAGAAGCCAAGCCUCAACCUCACAUCCAACAAGACGGAUGCUUGAGCACUUUGUAUGAUAUCGUUAUGAUGCCGGUGGCUGACUUGAUUGAAGGGGAUGAGCUACUCAUUAUUCCUGAUGGACCCCUGUGGAUCGCUCCUUACGCUGCAUUGAAGGAUGGUAAUUCUAAAUACCUGUGUGAAUCGUUCACAAUCCGAGUCGCUCCAUCGUUAGAAAGUCUUAGACUCAUUGCUGAUUGCCCAGAUGAUUAUCACAAAAGCAGCGGUGCGUUACUUGUAGGAGAUCCGUGGGUAUCCGAGGUUACUAACAGCGAGGGAGAGAAAGUCCUCAAGCAGCUUCCGUGUGCUAAAGAAGAAGUAGAAAUGAUCGGAAAAAUUCUGAAUAUCACACCAAUCAUUGGCAGUCAGGCCACGAAACAAGAGGUGUUGAAAAGACUCAGUUCCGUUUCCCUAGUUCACUUUGCGGCACACGGAUGUAUGGAAACUGGCGAAAUUGCUCUUACACCUGACCCACACCGAAUGUCUACUGUGCCAACGGAGGAGGAUUACAUUUUAACAAUUGGAGAUGUGUUGAAUGCUCAACUUCGGGCCAAACUUGUUGUGCUUAGUUGCUGCCACAGCGGCCGGGGCGAGAUCAAGGCUGAAGGUGUGGUUGGCAUUGCACGCGCUUUUAUGGGGGCUGGUGCUCGAUCUAUUGUGGUGUCCCUGUGGGCGAUUGAUGACGAGGCUACUCUUGAGUUCAUGAAACACUUUUAUCAACAACUUGCAGGAGGUAAACCAGCAAGCGAGUCACUGAACCUGGCCAUGAAAAGCCUCAGAGAAUCAGACACGUUCCGCGACAUCAAAUACUGGGCGCCCUUUUUGCUGAUUGGAGAUGACGUCACUCUGGACUUCUUGGCAAAGGAAAGAGAAAAUUUAAUUUGA